AUGGGGGAGGCGCCGUGCAGCGUGGUGGCGCCGCGCCGUUCCCCGGCGCGCUUCCGCCUGCCGCGCCACGGGCUGCGCCGCAAGGUCCACGUCGUCCGGCUCGGGAACGGCGGUGACGGUGCCGGCGCACGGGCUGGCGGGGUCCGCGGCCUCUGCGGCCUCCGGCGUCGGAUCAAGCUCCGAUGGUUCCGCAGCGCCAUGUGGCGCCUGGCCGAGCUCUGCGUGGCGGUGCUGUCGGGGCCCCCGGGGACGGCCGACGCCCCGCCGUCGUGGACCGGCGUGGAGCCGUGCUUCGCCGCGCCCUUCCUGCCGGCCGCGCUGGUGAGGCGCGCGGGGCAGGAGUAG
Molecule: messenger RNA, 345 nt
Organism: Triticum turgidum subsp. durum (durum wheat)
Lineage: Eukaryota; Viridiplantae; Streptophyta; Magnoliopsida; Poales; Poaceae
Source: the annotation of a GenBank genome assembly